Messenger RNA from Bombina bombina (fire-bellied toad), 1215 nucleotides. Its product is annotated as BPI fold-containing family C protein-like. The transcript has 11 exons. Bases 1 to 1215 code for a protein of 404 amino acids. The record is from RefSeq and is a predicted model, not a curated record. Gene Ontology annotation, molecular function: lipid binding. NCBI's taxonomy places the organism in Eukaryota, Metazoa, Chordata, Amphibia, Anura, Bombinatoridae.
AUGCUGAAGUUUUGUUUUAUUGUUGUGUGUCAGCUCUCUAUGAUUCUUGCCGACAAUCCUGGAAUAAGAGUUCAUUUUACACAGAAUGGGUUGAAUUAUGGGAUGAACCUGGGAAUGAAAUACCUGCUCUCAGCUAUGUCCUCCCAGCCACUCCAAGAUACUAAAGGAAGCAUCACCAUUGAAUCUGAACCAUUGGACUAUGAAAUUAAAGACAUAAGACUCGAGCAGUUCCAAUAUGCACAGAGCACUGCAGUGUUUGUGCCUGGAAAAGGUAUCCAGAUGUCAAUAAAAGGUGGUAAUGCCACAGUCUAUAAUAACUGGAAUUUAAACAGCUGGCUAAUCAAAGACAGUGGAUCGAGUAUUGUGCAUGUAAAAGGAAUCUCUAUCUCAUUAGUCGUUGGGGCUCGUAGGGCUCAAACAGGAAGUUUAUCCAUUUAUCCAGUUAGCUGCCUCUCUGAUAUUAAAGAUGUUAACAUCAACAUGCUGGACGGUGUUAGUUAUUUUUAUGAUACGUUUAAAGAAGAGUUGGAGACUUUGAUCCGCUCUAGUUUUAAGGAGCAGUUAUGUUCAGCUCUGGAAACACAAGUUCAAAAGUUGGAUGUAUCUCUGAGUCAGAUGCAAUCAAAUGUUUCUUUAGCCAACGUACUUGGUGUAGAUAUCUCUCUUGUUAGCAACCCACAAUUUACAGAAAAGAUUGCACAAAUAGAUCUUAAGGGGAUGUUUUACUCACUUGUGAAUAUGACAAGAACAAGUUUUCAGCCAGCACCACUUACUAUGGGUGGCCAAACGAAAUCUAUGGUCUAUAUUGGAAUAUCACAGGCUUCCAUAAAUUCAGCCAGUUUAUCCUACUUUUUAUCUGGAGGCUUUACAUUUCAUCUUAUUAAAUAUAUGAGUUCCAUAAAAAUAACUACAUCUGAUUUGUCUGCCAUUUUACCAGAGAUUUCAAAGCAAUACAAGAAGCCAGCUCCUGUACAAGUUUUGAUAUCAGCUUCUAGUGCUCCUGCCUUCACCCUAAAACCAAACAACCUGACAGUUGAGUUUGCAGGACUUAUCACUGUUUAUGCAUCUCAACCAACUUUAAAAAGAGAGUCACUACUUUCUGCUCACAUAGUGAGCAGCAUCAGUGCAAAUGUGUCAAUCACAGAUACUAAUAGCAUGCAUGGUUUGAACCUUACUGGAUCUAUCCAUUUGAACAGGUGCUUUUUAUCUUUUUGA